GCAAAGCCAGCCAGGCAGAUAGCCACUUGGUAGGAGAGAGACACGCACAGGACAGUGGAUACUCGUAUAGGCUACUGUGUAUAGGCCAACGCGCUCCGCUUAAGCCUUCGUAUGAAACUAACUUUCCCCAGCAACAUAAAUGCACCAAUAAAGAAAGGGAAACAUCUGGGGAAAGAGCAGUUAGUAGCAGGUCACUGGAGCCUGGACUGGGACUGGAGAACAUGAGAUGUUUACUUGUUUUGUCCAUGUGUGUCCUGUGAGGACCAGUUAGAGGUAUGGUGGGCGUGGUUGGCCCCGUAACCAUGGCGACGUCUCUGUGGGAGGUUGUGUCCCAUCCUCCCGUUGGUCUACUGCUGCUCCUCUGCCUGCCACUCUGUCUAUGCCAGCAGCCAUUGGUCAACUUUGAGAGCCCGUCCCAGCCCCUACCGGAGUGUAGCAGGAAAGUUCAUCCCAUCGUCCCAUACAAAGCAUUGAGUCCCUGGAUGUCAGGAUUCUCUCUUCCCGGAGUGAAGGACUUUUCCCAGCUGACCCUUGACCUGACCAGAAACCAGCUGAUUGUGGGAGCUAGAAAUCACCUCUUCAGACUGAGUCUCAGUAAUGCUUCUCUCCUACAGGCAGUAGAAUGGGGACCAGAUGAAGACACCAAGCGGUCGUGUCAGAGCAAAGGAAAGACAGAGGAUGAGUGUCAGAACUACAUCCGGGUCCUGCUCAUCACCGGGAGGCGGAUCUUUACCUGUGGAACCAACGCCUUUACCCCCGUCUGCACCACCCGGCAGAUAGGAAACAUCAGUCGGGUGAUGGACACGGUGAACGGGGUGGCGAGAUGCCCCUACGACCCGCGUCACAACUCCACUGCCAUGGUAACAGAGAAGGGCGAACUCUACGCCGCCACUGUCAUCGACUUCUCGGGUCGUGACCCCGUCAUCUACCGUAGCCUUGGUAACAUGCCGCCGCUGCGAACAGCCCAGUACAACUCCAAAUGGCUCAACGACCCUCACUUUAUCUCAGUCUAUGAGGUGGGUCUUUUCACCUAUUUCUUCCUGAGAGAGAACGCAGUCGAACACGACUGCGGUCGGACCGUGUUCUCCCGGGUCGCCCGGGUCUGUAAGAACGACGUGGGCGGUCGCUUCCUAUUGGAGGACACUUGGACUACGUUCAUGAAGGCGCGGUUGAACUGCUCGCGGUCAGGAGAAAUCACCUUCUACUAUAACGAGCUGCAGAGCACCUUCUAUCUGCCCGAACAGGACCUCAUCUACGGCAUCUUCACCACCAACGUGAACAGCAUCUCUGCGUCAGCUGUGUGUGCUUUCAACCUCAGCGCCAUCACCCAGGCUUUCAACGGACCGUUCCGUUACCAGGAGAACCCUCGUACAAGCUGGCUCUCCACCCCCAACCCCAUCCCCAACUUCCAGUGUGAUACCCUGGAGGAGCGUGGUCCAGGGGAGAACCAGACGGAGCGCAGCCUGCAGGACGCCCAGCGUCUCUUCCUCAUGUCUGACGUGGUGCAGCCCGUCUCCACCGACCCCCUCCUGUACCAGGACAACAUCCGUUUCUCCAAGCUGGUGGUGGACAUCGUGCAGGGCCGAGACACCCUCUACCACGUCAUGUACAUCGGCACUGAAUACGGCACCAUCCUGAAGGCCCUCUCCACGACCAAUAAAAGCAUGCGGGGGUGUUACCUGGAAGAGAUGAGGCUCCUCCCCGAGGGCGAAAGCGAGCCAAUCAAGAGCCUUGAAAUCCUCCACAGUGAUAGGUCGUUGUUUGUGGGGCUUAGCGACAGGGUGCUGAAGAUCCCACUGGAAAGAUGCUCCAGCUACAAAACUGAAGGGCACUGCCUGGACGCCCGAGACCCCUACUGUGGCUGGGACCGUAAGCAGAAGCGAUGCACCACCAUCGAGGACAGCUCCAACAUGAGCCAGUGGAGCCAGAAUAUCACUGAGUGCCCGGUAAGGAACCUGACCCAGGACGGCAGCUUCAGCCCUUGGGCGCCAUGGCAACCCUGUAACCACGACGACAGGGAGGGCGCCAGCACCAGUUGCGCGUGUCGCUCACGCACUUGUAACAGUCCAGUCCCUCAGUGUGGAGGCUCCAACUGCAAGGGCCCCACCAUCCAGGUGGCCAACUGUUCCAGGAACGGAGGCUGGACCCCCUGGUCCUCCUGGGGUCAGUGCAGCACCAGCUGUGGCAUCGGGUACGAGGUGCGCCAGCGCUCCUGCAACAACCCCUCACCCCGGCAUGGGGGGCGUGUCUGUGUGGGACAAGGCCGAGACGAGAGGCUGUGCAAUGAGAAGAGCCCAUGUCCCCUGCCUGUGUUCUGGUCGUCUUGGGGCUCCUGGUCUCAGUGCAGUGCAGAGUGUGGAGGAGGGGUCCACUCCCGGGUCAGGAGCUGUGGGGGGAACACCUGCCCAGGAUGUGCUCUGGAAUACAAGACCUGUAACCUGGAGGUGUGUCCGGAGGUCCGUCGCAACACCCCCUGGACCCCCUGGAUGCCGGUGAAUGUGACCCAGGACGGGGCCCGCCAGGAGCAGAGGACCCGCUACACCUGCAGGGCCCUCCUUCCAGACCCUCAUCAGCUGCAGCUGGGCAAGAAGAAGGUGGAGACCCGCGUCUGCCCCAACGACGGCACCGCCACCUGUGAGACUGAAGCUCUGGUUGAAGACUUGGUCAGGACCAGUGGAGGAGGCAGUAGUGGUCGACCUUUGCUCCGACAACCAGGUGGCACCAGGUGGUCGCCAUGGGAGACAUGGUCGACCUGCUCCCAGGAGUGUGCCAAAGGCUUCCGCACGCGCAAGCGUACCUGUGCCUCAGCCGAGGGCAAGAGCAGCCCCAGUGCCUGUAGUGGAUCCCCAGUGGAGUACCAGGACUGCAACUCCCAGGACGGUAACUCCCAGCCCUGCCCAGUGAAAGGAACCUGGUCGUGCUGGGCGUCAUGGUCUCACUGCUCUGCCACAUGUGGAGGUGGGCACUACCAGCGUAGCCGUACCUGUAGCAACCCUGCCCCCGCCAACGGAGGUGACAUCUGCAUCGGCCUGCACACUGAAGAGGCCCUGUGCAACACACACACCUGUGAAGGUGGCUGGCUGGUGUGGUCAGAGUGGGGGGAGUGUGACGAGGAGGGGCUGCAGCAUCGCAGCAGGGAGUGUGGGGAACGGGAGGCAGACCCCAGCCUGUGUCAGGGCAAUGCCACCGCGAGCAGGCCCUGCCAGCCCCCCGAGGUGCCAGUCAUUCUGCCUGGACAGGAUAACGAUCAGCGUUGUGGGGCCUUCUCUCUGUUCCACCUGAUGGCCACGGGAGUGUUGUGUUUCUUUGCAGCGGUGGGGCUGUCGGUCCUGGUCUACGCCUACUGCCAACGACUCCACAAGCCCUCCCAGGAGUCAGCCGUCAUCCACCCCACCACACCCAACCACCUCAGCUAUAAGGGCAACACGACGCCAAAGAACGAGAAGUACACCCCCAUGGAGUUCAAGACGCUGAACAAGAACAACCUUCUCCCGGACGAGAGCUGCAACUUCUUCCCCUCGUCCCUCUCGCCCCUCCCCUCCCUCCCCCAGAAUAACGUUUACACCACCACCUACUACCCUGCACCCCUGGGCAAAUACGACCACCCCUUCCAUCCUGACUCACCUUGCAGGAACUAUAUGCACCACAGUUGAGACAGGACCCCC
Salmo salar (Atlantic salmon) is the source of this 3665-nucleotide messenger RNA. The record is from RefSeq and is a predicted model, not a curated record. Lineage: Eukaryota; Metazoa; Chordata; Actinopteri; Salmoniformes; Salmonidae.